AUGUGGAACUUGGCUUCCAUCAUGUUCUUGCUUUCAAGAGGCCAUUGCAUUCUCACUUUCAAGAGGCCAUUGUGUUCACGUGCUCGAGCAUCAUUGCCUGACAACGCGAAGUGCAAACAAAGACAUGUUGGAAUGGUAAAAGAUGCACCACAACAGACAUUGGGCUGUGGGGAUUAG
Molecule: messenger RNA, 177 nt
Organism: Laccaria bicolor S238N-H82
Lineage: Eukaryota; Fungi; Basidiomycota; Agaricomycetes; Agaricales; Hydnangiaceae
Exons: 1
Coding region: 1-177 (58 amino acids)
Source: RefSeq, a predicted model, not a curated record